Molecule: messenger RNA, 993 nt
Organism: Notodromas monacha
Lineage: Eukaryota; Metazoa; Arthropoda; Ostracoda; Podocopida; Cyprididae
Source: the annotation of a GenBank genome assembly
AUGAACAGUGACCGCACUGAAAGUGAACCCCAACCGGGACCAUCUAACGCGAACGCGUCACCGCAACCGGUAGCGUCAUCGCAGCAACGGGCGACAGCCAAUCCAUGGAAUUUCCUCAUGCUAAACGCCAUCCAUACGUACGCGACAGCGAACGGCAUUCCGAACGCUAACGAAGUGCCACGCGAUGAACUCAUCAGCGCACUUCAGGCCAGAGGCGCAACGCCACUCAACAUCAUCCUCGUCUCACCGCCGGACUAUCAAACGGGACCGGGGUCUACAGAACUGCUAGCACAAUCGUUGCUGCGCAGACGCGUGGACUACCCGCAUCAGUCGCCCAACGAAAGUAUUGAAAUGUACCUGCAACGCCUGGACACCGCCUUCAAACACGACGGAACGCCGAACUUCACGCGAGUCGACUGUCUAAUCGGGCAUUCCCAGCCGAAGGUAGCGGAGGCAGCACAACUCCUAUACGACCAAGGAUUUGAGGACUACAACGUCAUUGCGGAGAAGCUCAAAGCCAGGUUUGGUCUAUCACCAUUCGAACACUUUACCAGGUUCCAGCAGUUCCGACCAGCGUCCGACGAGCUCUUUUCACAGUUUGGUCCACGCCUACGCAACGAAUACCUCCGAUAUCUCGCCUUACCACCCAACGAGGUUGGGCUACAUGAGACCGCCAUCACGCGGGCCCUUAUUGGACAACUAUUGUCCAUCACCACCGGCGGGCUCCACGCCCAACUACACGCGCGGGCGACAGCCGACCGUUCCCUCACAUGGGACGAAUGCCUGGCGAUAGCCGACGAAUACAGACGUACACAUCCGGCACCACCAAAACCGGCCGCAUCACCGGCACCGCAAUCACCCGCCAACCGCCCGCCCAAGACGACGGCAUCCGGAAUCACCAAAUACUACUGCGAAAAUCAUCAGCGGUAUCACGGCCGAGUGCACAAUGUCACGCACGAGUUCACGGGCAUCCACGCCGUCCACAAUGGCUAA